Carcharodon carcharias (great white shark) is the source of this 1123-nucleotide messenger RNA. It is a transcript of the gene selenof, whose product is annotated as selenoprotein F. Gene Ontology annotation, cellular component: endoplasmic reticulum lumen. The record is from RefSeq and is a predicted model, not a curated record. Gene Ontology annotation, molecular function: oxidoreductase activity. NCBI's taxonomy places the organism in Eukaryota, Metazoa, Chordata, Chondrichthyes, Lamniformes, Lamnidae. The transcript is spliced from 5 exons.
CGCAUGUUAUUAUUGAAAGUAAAUACAGUGUAAUAAUUUAUCUUCAGGCAGGGUACGCUAUAUAAUUUCCUGUCGGGAGGGUGUGAGGGGGGCCUUUGCUGAUUCAAGAUGGCCGCUGAGGUUUACUUGUUCUGGCUCUUCCCUUUAUUAAAUGCGAUAUAUAUGUGUGGUGCAGAUCUGUCAUCAGAAGCCUGCCGUGAACUUGGCUUUUCCAGUAAUUUGCUCUGCAGCUCUUGUGACCUUCUUGGACAGUUCAGUCUCAACCAGCUGGACCCACACUGCAGACAGUGUUGCCAAGAGGAGGCCCAGUUAGAAACUAAAAAGCUUUAUGCUGGAGCUGUCCUCGAAGUAUGUGGAUGAAAAUUGGGAAGGUUCCCCCAAGUCCAGGCUUUUGUCAGAAGUGAUAAGCCCAAGAUGUUCAAGGGUUUGCAGAUCAAGUAUGUGCGUGGCUCUGAUCCUGUGCUAAAGCUGUUGGAUGACAAAGGGAACAUUGCAGAAGAGCUGAGCAUUCUCAAAUGGAACACUGAUAGUGUGGAAGAAUUUCUCAGUGAAAAGUUGGAACGUUUAUAAAUUGCAUAGUAGAACCGUUCUUUUAUUUUGUCAAUUAUAUUUGUAUACACGACUCUGCUAAUAUCUGGAAAACUCCCAUGUCAUACCAGUGAAUGUGAUGACAUAAAUUGGUCAACAUAGAUCAUGUUAUGUUUUGAGAGGAACUGAACAGUUAAUAUUCAAAAUAGGUUUAUUAUCAUAACUGUCAGUAGAAUUAUCUGCAAUUGGCUAGUCUGUUUAGUCACACAUCACCAUUUUAUGAUUGAAAAUAUUGUUUUUCUUUGAAACAAAUUACUUGUUCUGCAUAAUUUCACUUCCUUCAGUCCAUUCUGAAAUUUUCUGUUGAAUGUAGAUGGCUUUUGUUGUUUGUACUUAAUAGAUGGUACCUCCUAUUUACUGCAGUGGAUAUGAUGCAUUAAGUAAUUGCUCUUUUGUGAAGGCUGAACAGGAAACCUUUUUAUGGUAUGUAUAGCCUGAUGUCUUGUGCACUUACUGGUGUUUCAGCUCUGCUGUGGUACAAGUGGGUUAGAAAGAUGACAUUCUUAAAUUUGGAAUAAUAAAAGUUAUUUCUGAA